AUGAUUUCAGGGCGUGGUAGAGCGAGGAUUCGUGCGCCUCGGAGGGCUUUCGGACGCGCGGGAGCACAAAAUGAAUUCGAGAUUCAGUGGGAUAUUUUACAAAAUGCCCUCCAAGAGAUUCACGAAAAGAAUGCCGGAACACUCUCUUUCGAACAACUCUAUCGAGCAUCUUACAAAAUCGUUAUGAAGAAAGAAGGGGAUCUACUUUAUGAUAGGGUCAAAGUUUUCGAGGAACAAUGGUUUGCAGGAAAAGUGAUGCCGGCUAUUAGGAAACUUAUUACUACAAACUUGGUUAAUGUGGCUACCGGUGGUGUUUCUGGAACCGCGGCAAACGAACGGAGACUUACCGGCGAGCAAUUUCUGGAAGGAUUGAAAGCUUCAUGGACGGAUCAUAAUGUUUGUAUGAGUAUGACAGCAGAUGUACUCAUGUAUAUGGAUCGUGUCUAUUGUAGCGACAAUCGUAAGGCUUCCAUUUACAUCACUUCCAUGGGCCUCUUUCGAGAUCAUAUUCUUCGUUCACCACUGUUAGAAAACUCAAGCAUCAUCACUUUCGAUAUUCUAAAUUCGGUUAUAUUAGACCAAAUUGGAAUGGAAAGAGAAGGAGAUGUCAUCAAUAGACAUUUGAUCCGUUCUGUUAUCUACAUGCUAGAAGGUCUCUACGAAACCGACGAGGAGAACGAGAGUGACAAGCUAUAUCUUACUGUCUUUGAACCAGCAUUUUUGGUAGCUAGCAGGAAGUUUUACCAAGCCGAAUGUCAAACAUUGUUGAGGGAUUCUCCUGCAAGUACUUGGUUACGUCAAACGAAAAGGCGCCUAGAUGAGGAGAGUGAUCGGUGUGACACGACUAUUUCAAGUUUCACAAUCAAGAAAAUUCAUAAAGUUGUCGAGCAAGAAUUGAUCAGCAGUCAUCUGAAUGAGUUUCUUGCGAUGGAGGGAAGUGGAUUGCAAGCAAUGAUUGAAAAUGAUCGAUUUGAUGAUUUGGCCAUUUUAUAUCAACUCAUUAGUCGCAUAGAUCCAAGCAGAGAUCCACUGAAGGUUGCACUACAAGCUCGUGUGGUACAGCUAGGGUUGGAAAUCAACAAAAUCAUCUCUAAUGGUGAUUUCGGUGGUUCUGUGGCAGCAGAAGAUAACAAAGCUGAAGCAGAAGAGGAGGAUGCGGAAGGUUCGAAGAAGAAGGUCAAACCAAUGAAUGCGGCUGCGAAGCAAACUCUUGCAGCCAUCAAGUGGGUUGAUGAGGUUUUACGAUUGAAGGAUAAGUUUGACAAUAUGUGGAGGACGUGCUUUAUGGAAGAUCUCAUCCUACAAACAGCUAUCACCAAAAGCUUUUCCGAUUUCAUUAAUCUCUUUGAUCGAUGUUCCGAAUUCGUCUCCCUGUUCAUCGAUGACAACCUCAAGCGUGGAAUCAAGGGCAAAACCGAACUUGAAAUUGAUGAAGUUCUGGAUAAGGCCACUACUUUACUCCGAUAUAUUCAGGAUAAAGACAUGUUUGAGAGAUAUUACAAAAAACAUCUUGCGAAACGUUUACUACUCAACAAGUCGGAAAGUACCGAUGUCGAGAAGCAAAUGAUUUCAAGGAUGAAACUAGAAAUUGGCAAUUCGUUUACGACAAAACUGGAGGGCAUGUUUAAGGACAUUACAAUGUCUGAAGAACUUAGUUCUAAUUAUCGCAAUCACAUCAAUAAUCUCGGAGAUAAAGAUAAGAACCAAAUCGAGUUGUCUGCUAUUGUUCUCUCUACGAAUUGUUGGCCUACGGAAAUCAUUGGUGGUAUUCCAUCGCAAGAGGAAGGUCCUCGACAAUCUUGCAAUUGGCCUCCUCAAUUGCAAAAGUUACAAGAUUCUUUCAAAGCAUUUUACCUCAAAGAUCGCAAUGGCCGAAUGUUAACCUGGUUAGGAAAUCUAGGUAAUGCUGAUAUUCGUUGUAAUUUUCCAGCUAUUCCAGGUGAGACAGGGGCGAAGGGUAGGGAGCGGAAGUACGAGUUGAAUGUCAAUACUCAUGGCAUGAUCAUUUUGAUGCUUUUCAAUGAUUUACAGGAUGGACAAGAAUUGUUGUAUGAAGAAAUACAACAACGUUUGAAUAUUACCGAUAAAGACUUACCGCGUGCUCUUAUGCAACUUUCUGGUCCACUAAAAUCUCGAGUUCUUCUUAAGAAACCUGGGAAACCUAACGAAUUACCUAAAAUGGGCGAUACCUUCACAUUGAAUAGUUCUUUCGUCAGCAAAACUGUCAAGAUUAAAGUUCAACCAAUAGGUGGACAAUCAAGCAAGGUUGAAGGAGCUGAUGAGAGAAGACAAACCGAGGAAAGAAAUGAUGAGCAUAGAGGAAGUGUCAUGGACACGGUCAUUGUGCGAAUUAUGAAGGCACGUAAGGAAUGUCCUCAUCAACAACUUGUCGCCGAAGUCAUCUCUCAACUUUCACAACGCUUCCAGCCAAAUAUCAACAUGAUGAAACGAAGAAUAGAAAGUCUUAUUGAAAGAGAAUAUCUGGAAAGAAUUGAAGACGCUAAUAUUCCAACAUACCGGUAUUUGGCUUGA
Molecule: messenger RNA, 2532 nt
Organism: Sclerotinia sclerotiorum 1980 UF-70
Lineage: Eukaryota; Fungi; Ascomycota; Leotiomycetes; Helotiales; Sclerotiniaceae
Exons: 3
Coding region: 1-2532 (843 amino acids)
Biological process (GO): protein ubiquitination; ubiquitin-dependent protein catabolic process
Cellular component (GO): Cul3-RING ubiquitin ligase complex
Molecular function (GO): ubiquitin protein ligase binding
Source: RefSeq, a predicted model, not a curated record